Pan troglodytes (chimpanzee) is the source of this 1061-nucleotide messenger RNA. Its product is annotated as membrane-spanning 4-domains subfamily A member 12-like. NCBI's taxonomy places the organism in Eukaryota, Metazoa, Chordata, Mammalia, Primates, Hominidae. Gene Ontology annotation, cellular component: plasma membrane. The record is from RefSeq and is a predicted model, not a curated record. Gene Ontology annotation, biological process: cell surface receptor signaling pathway. The coding region runs from base 363 to 911 and encodes 182 amino acids. The transcript is spliced from 7 exons.
GUUCCCUGGCGGCCGCUCUAGACCAUAACGGCUGCGUUGGAACCUCGCGAGAAGAAAUGAGGGUCACCACCGAGGAAACAUAGCCCAUCAGGCAGGUGCUGCCUCCGGAACUCUGAAGCCGGAAGAUCCGGAACUAAGGGCACCAACUGCAGGAUCACACCCCUCUGGCCUUGUGGUCAAGUCAGUGUAGGGCAUGGUCCGGUUUGGACCAUAAGUUCUUCUUGUUCGAGUUUCAGUUUUGUACGUUUCUCUUGUUUGUUCCCCAACACAGUGCUACAGGAGGGUUUUUUUUGGUUUUUUGUUUGUUUGUUUGUUUGUUUUGGGUUUUUUUGGCGCUGAGGAAACAGACUUUGAAAGAGUUAAUGGUAAGAACAAGGUCACAUAAGAAAAGGAACACAUUUAUUCUUUCAUAUCUCUAUUGUGUCUUAGUGAAAAAUGCCACGAAAUCGUCUGUGGACAAGAGAGGAAACAAGAAUGUUGGGGGCGAUACAACAAGUAAUGACUGGCAUACUUCUUCACUGCCUGGGACUGCUCUGGAUGUAUUUGUCACUCACACAAACUACUGCAUUUGGAGCCACAUAUAUUCCUCUUGCAUUACUAACGGCAUAUCCAUUUUGGUCAUCCUUGCUUUUUAUCUUCACGGGAGCAUUUACAGUAUCAUUAGAAAAGAUACGUUCACCAUUCUUGGUGUCUUAUACUUUAGUAGCAAACAUCGUAAGUGCCUGUAUUUCAGUGAUUGGUCUGCUUUUACUAUCAAAAAGUGGCAAACUCCUUUCGGAAUAUCUGUUCAUAUUAACCAUCUUGGAGUUGUUUGUGGCAAGUAUAGUCAGCCACUGGGCAUCCCAAGCAAAAAAGAGAAGAAGAUAAAGAUGCAGUUCAUGGCAGAAGGAGAUCCUUUCUCUGCAUAUUAAAGAAACCAUCGGUGAGCUCAGUCAAGGAGGAAAGUUUAGUGGCAAAUGAAGAACUUCAUUCUGUUCAAGAGGCUUCUUGGAAAAUGUAAUUUCAUUAAAUCCAUCUCAGUAUUCUCUUCCCCCUAUUUCAUUAAUAAAAAUUAAAAUUGA